AUGCGCGAUGCGAUCGAGUAUUCCCGUGCUCAAGAUGCCUUAGCAAAGGCACCCUGUAUCGAUUUCCUGGAGACAAACACCGGGCCCAAUGUCGAUGCUUCGUCUCCAGGCGAGCAAUCGACAGCUUCGUCUCCGAUUUCCAGCGUGCAGACACCGAAGGCUCAGCAAGGUCUAUACUCAGCACAUGGUUUAACCGUGAUCAGUCCAGGUGUUGAGGAACUGUCGUCGUUCGAGAGUAUUCCGUGGCUUCUCCAGGGAUCUGAUGAAAAGGAAAAGGAAAUUGAGGGCUUAAUGUUGGGACAGGAUUCACAUUCCAAUAAUUUUCCGAUAACAACUGGCUUGGGUGACAGCUCGUUCGCGUUCACGCCCUCAACCGUUGGAGAUUUUACUGAGAAUGAAUCUUCUACGCUCCCUGAAUUAACUUCUGGAGCUACUUCUACAUCCCAAGAUGUUAUACUGUCUCUGAGGUACCCCGUUUUACAACCCUUGAUGCCGUUCAUCAAGACGGAGCUCUCACCAGACCUGGCGUGCGGUCUUCUCGACCUCUACUUCGCCAGUGCUUUCCCAACGCGCAUACAUCCCCUUUGCAAGCAUAUACAUUGCUUCUUACUUAGAAAAGCCUCUUUUCUGAGUGAAAGGAAUCCCCGUCUUACUAGUCCAGCUCUAUUGGCCAGUAUGCUAUGGGUGGCUGCUUCGGACGAUCACGCACUCUCCCUGCCUAUAACAGCUCAUUAUCGAAAGAAGCUCUGCCAGAUCCUUAGUUCACUCACUGUUAAACUAUUGAAACCUUAUACGACUAUUAAUAAUGCAUCUUUAUCUACGGGUGAGCUAAACUUCGGGACCAUGCCCUACCCUCCCACGCCCGGCGAUGGUACACAGAGCUUUGGACGCCCUGCUGUUUCCCUGGACGAUGUGAUUACGCAUAUGCAUAUUGCCUCCAUUACUUCGGCAAGUGAACAGGGCGUACCCAGCCUGAGAUGGUGGUAUGCAGCGUUCACACUCGCACGGGAACAGAAAUUGAACAGGGAGAUAGAGACGACAUCGAAUUCAGAUGGUCAUGACUUGUGCUUCUCGUACAUGAGUACAUCUUUUGACUCUUCGGUCUCAACCCGGAAGCCCCUGGGCUGCCUGUGCUUUCGAAAUUGCGGCUCCGUAAUCCAAAUCACGGAAGAACAGCGCGAAGAGCGUCGCAGGGUUUGGUGGUUACUAUACAUAAUGGAUCGUCAUUUGGCAUUAUGUCACAGUCGACCUCUGAUGCUUCUAGAUUCCGAAAGCAAAGAUCUUCUUCUCCCCCUCGACGAAGAGGUUUGGCAGGCCGGAGAAAUACACAGCAACAGCGCCAACUUUGCUGGCCCACAUUGCACGAUAUCGGGAUCCAAGAAUAUGCGACGCAUAUUUCCUGACUUUACAUGUCGUGAUACAUCUGUAUUCGGGUUUUUCCUGCCUCUGAUGACUAUUAUGGGUCAAAUAAUUGAUCUCACUCAUUUAAAGAACCAUCCUAUGCUUGGACCAGAAGCCCUCAGACAGGAUGGAUGGGAGGCUCAGCUCCAUGAAGUACUCCGCCAGCUCGAUCUAUACGAAGCCAGUCUCACUGCCUUUAUCACAAGCGCCCUUGACCUCAAAGCAUCGUCAGUAUCGGCAACGACCCCCAACACGACAAAGCGGUCGGAACCCCAGGCAUAUUUCUGGGUCGUACAAACAGUUACCUCCUACGCAUCAUACUACGUUGACGUAUUGCAUAUCCUCCAGGAUGGUAAGUGGGAUCCAGUCUCACUCAUGCAGGACAAAAGCUUCUGGGAUUCCUCGCCAAACUUUGCGUCCGCGAUACCACAUGCGCUUAAAGCAGCCGACUCGGUCACGCAAAUCCUGAAAUUCGACCCCGACGUCAGCUUCAUGCCAAACUUCUUCGGGAUCCAGCUCCUUCAAGGCGGUUUCUACUUCCUCCUUAUUCUUGAACGACUGCAGGAUAAAGCGGGGGAGCCGUUCUUGAGUGCCUGCGAGGUUAUGAUUCGGGCCACCGAGUCCUACAUUGUUACGCUGGAUACUGGGUUUCAGAGACACUUCUGCCAAAUCAUGCGGAGCAGUUUGGCACAGGCUCGAGGGCGCCCCGCCAGCCAUUACGAAAUUCAACAGCGACGAAGGGCCAUCUUGGCUCUAUACCAGUGGACUGGGGCAGGCACCGGGUUGGCCGUCUAA
Aspergillus puulaauensis is the source of this 2196-nucleotide messenger RNA. Its product is annotated as fungal specific transcription factor domain-containing protein. The record is from RefSeq and is a predicted model, not a curated record. The coding region runs from base 1 to 2196 and encodes 731 amino acids. Gene Ontology annotation, biological process: DNA-templated transcription. Gene Ontology annotation, molecular function: zinc ion binding; DNA binding. The transcript is spliced from 3 exons. NCBI's taxonomy places the organism in Eukaryota, Fungi, Ascomycota, Eurotiomycetes, Eurotiales, Aspergillaceae.